AAAAUCCAAUCCCAAAUUGCCACCCAGAGGAGCGCAGAGCAAAAUCAGACCGUGCGUAACAGCAGAUGCGGAGGGAGUGAUUCCAUGAGUUCAUAGACGAUAGCGCGUUUGAUUUCCUCACAUGAAGGAGGACUAUUUUGCGAAGGAACCGCUUCUCCCCACUCAGCGUUCGACUUGUUAGAGCCGUGCGUAAAACUUUGGGGCAAAAAUGUUGACAAGCGCCUUGGCGACGGUGACUACCAUCCUGUCUUGGGGUUACUGCGUGAUGGCCACGCAGGUCGCCUUCUCCAACUUCUCCAUGGACAGCGAUGUGCACUCCAGCUUCAUCCAGCGGCGGCUGCGGAGCCAGGAGCGCAGGGAGAUGCAGCGGGAGAUCCUCUCCAUCCUGGGGCUGCCGCGCCGCCCGCGACCGCACAUCCACACCAAACACAAUGCUGCGCCCAUGUUCAUGCUGGACCUGUACAACACCAUCUCCACAGACGCGGAGCCGCGCGGGUAUUCUUACUAUAAGCCCGUUGUGCCGACCCAGGCCUCCCCCAUGGUGACCCCACAGGACAGCCGCUUCCUGGAUGACGCAGAUAUGGUGAUGAGCUUUGUUAACCUGGUUGACCAGGAUCAGGAUCCUCGCUACCAGCAGCACCGGAGGGAGUUUCGGUUCGACCUCGCCCGUAUUCCAGAGGGGGAGGCCGUCACAGCAGCAGAGUUCAGGAUUUACAAGGAUUUCGUCCAGGAACGCUAUGAGAAUCAGACGUUCAUAGUCAGCAUCUACCAGGUCCUGCAGCAGCCUUCAAAUAGUGAAGUGGAUCUGUUGCUGCUGGACCAGCGAGACGUCUGGGCUGCAGAGGACGGCUGGCUGGUGUUUGACCUGACCCCCACCAGUAACCAUUGGCUGGUCAAACCUGAGCAGAACCUGGGCCUGCACCUGGUCUUGGAGGACAGCCACGGCCACAGGAGGAACCCCCGGCUGGCAGGGCUGGUGACAGGCACCGGGCCCCAGGACAAGCAGCCCUUCAUGGUUGCCUUCUUUAAAGCCAGUGAGGUGCGCUUCCGCAGCAUCCGCUCCACCCACGGCCACAAGGGUCGCCAGUCUCACCGCUCCAAACCUCAGAGGACUGCUCAGGACGCGCUGAAGGCAGUUGAAGCCGCAACAGAUAAUCUUGGCUUUUCUAAAGAAGGAUGUAAAAAACAUGAGCUCUAUGUUAGUUUCAGAGAUCUGGGAUGGCAGGACUGGAUCAUAGCACCAGAGGGCUAUGCCGCAUACUACUGCGAAGGGGAAUGUGCUUUCCCUCUCAACUCCUACAUGAAUGCCACCAAUCACGCCAUCGUGCAAACUCUGGUGCACUUUAUCAACCCGGAGACGGUUCCUAAGCCCUGCUGCGCCCCGACGCAGCUCCACGGCAUCUCAGUGCUCUACUUUGACGACAGCUCCAACGUCAUCCUGAAAAAGUACCGCAACAUGGUGGUCAGAGCGUGUGGCUGCCACUGACCACUUGUCGACCCUCCCUAUGAGUUUUAUAAACCUGGAGGGAUACUUAAAAAAAAGACAGAAAGCGGAGAAAGCAGACGGAAGAUGAUUGACUGGGGUAUCCUUGCCACAGAAUAAACUUUAUUCUGGGUAAAUGCUGCCCAUUCAGUAGUAACCACUACCACAUCCCAACAGAGAAUGGCUGAACGAAGGAUUUCCUUUAAGUGUGACUACACAAAGUGAACUGAGCCAUGUGGAGUCACUUUAGAAGCACAAAAUCACUGAUUCCAAAAAACCUUUCAACCAGUUUUUCCUGUUUGGAGAGAAACACAAUACACCAUACAUAUCUGCAUUUAAAUUAUCUGGAUAUUAGACAUGGGAAUAUUAAAUAUUGCCUGGGUAAAAAUUUGCAUUACGCCGCUCAUACAACCGUCGACUGAGCUUGUUUCCUGAUCAGAAAAAGUACUUCAACCAGUUGUAUACUGGUCAGGUGUAAGACAUCUGGCCGCCUGUGUGUGUGUGCUGCUGAUGUUCAGGAGCUCUGUGAAGAAUGACAGCUGAGACUGCUAAUAACAGU
This is a messenger RNA of Platichthys flesus (European flounder), 2042 nucleotides long. Its product is annotated as bone morphogenetic protein 7-like. The record is from RefSeq and is a predicted model, not a curated record. Gene Ontology annotation, cellular component: extracellular region. Gene Ontology annotation, molecular function: cytokine activity; growth factor activity. The coding region runs from base 209 to 1486 and encodes 425 amino acids. Gene Ontology annotation, biological process: SMAD protein signal transduction. The transcript is spliced from 7 exons. Lineage: Eukaryota; Metazoa; Chordata; Actinopteri; Pleuronectiformes; Pleuronectidae.